GGGGGCACUCACUCAGCUGUGACAGCAGACAGCAGCCCUGGGACCCGCCGGCAGCACCGCCUGCCCAACAGCCACGGGGACCCACCAGCGUCACCACCUGCCCCACAACCACAGGGACGUGCUGCUGUCACCGCCUGCCCCACAGCUCCAAGGGCCAUGCUGAUCCUGACGUGCCCGGCCCAGCUGCAGCGACUGGAAGGAGCCCUGCGGAGGAGCCUGCCCCUCGCCCUGCCGGUGCAUGGGGCUGUGAUGAACAUGAACCGGGGCAACCCUGGGGACUUCGAGGCUGUGGUGGAUGCCUGGCCGGACUUCCACGCAGUGCUGGCGCGGCGCCGCGGCGAGGUGCCGGCAGACGACUGCUACAUGAACAUGCACGCAGCUUUCUACCGUGACCUGGGUGCCUACCGGGCCCUGCUGGAGAGCCCGGGUGCCCUCCACUGGGACACCGCCUUCCACAUCUUUGGUGGGCUGCAGGACGGGGUGGCAUUGGCAUCGCAGGCUGUGGCAGCAGCCAAGGGUGUCGAGCUGGAGGUGUCACAGUACUACACCUACCUGCACCCCAACCCCAGCACCAUGCCUGAGCCCCGGCUGGACCCCGGUGUCCGGGUGGGCUCGCUGAGCCCAGCGCACGCGGACCUGCUGGACGCUACCUGGGCCUACGGGGGAAACGCGUGGAGCCGCCGCUACCUGGCUGACAUGGUGGCGCGCUUCCCCAGCCUGUGCCUGCUCACCGCCACCGCCACGCAGCCCCUCUGCUGGGUCCUGCUGGACCCCUUUGGCACUGCAGCGCACGGCUACACCCUGCCCGCCCACCGCCGGCGUGGGCACAUGCGGGCGCUCACCGUCCUGGCCGCCCGGCAGGCGCAGGCCCGCGGCUUCCCCGCCUUUGGGCACACGGCCCCAGACAACAGGCCCAUGCAGCGGCUGCAGGAGCAGCUGGGCUACCAGCGCCUGCCCGGCCACUGCCGCUUCGUGCUGCACAACCCCGGCCUGGGCCGGCCCGGGCCCAGGCCCUGACCCCCCCCGCUGCCCGGGGGGGACUCAGCACACAUCCCCACUGGCAAUAAAACCUGGUCAUCCCCCUGCUCUGUGUGCCUGGUCC
Dromaius novaehollandiae (emu) is the source of this 1102-nucleotide messenger RNA. RefSeq names its product glycine N-acyltransferase-like protein 3. NCBI's taxonomy places the organism in Eukaryota, Metazoa, Chordata, Aves, Casuariiformes, Dromaiidae. The transcript is spliced from 6 exons. The record is from RefSeq and is a predicted model, not a curated record. Gene Ontology annotation, molecular function: glycine N-acyltransferase activity. The coding region runs from base 157 to 1017 and encodes 286 amino acids. Gene Ontology annotation, cellular component: mitochondrion.